AUGGCUGAGCUCGAAUUCUCUGCUGAUAAUGCUACUCCAGCUGUGCCGAUUACGGCAAUGUGUAUCGUAGCUGACAAAAGUAAAGCCCCACGUGGUUUUGUUCCCAUAGUAAAGUGCCAAGAUGAUCAAGCAGAGGCAGAUCUUUGGCGAGACGGCUUUUUCACAAUCAACCGACAAGUUCGAUAUAUUUGUACUAGCACAGAAAUCCCUGACUCAAAUAUUAAAACUCCCGUCCAAGUCAUAACCAAUCUCAUAAUUGUUCGUGAAUCUGACCCAAUUCCACAUGGUUAUGUAGCAAUUGAUUAUACCGCCGAUAGCAGAGAAAAAUCACUGCGAAAGAAGUAUGUAUGUAUUCGAACAGAGCCUCGCGAUCGUGUUGUCGAUGCGAUUGGAGAAAUUAUAAUUCUUGGAAAAACGAAAAAAGUUCCGAGAGAUUAUACUUCCGCAGGAGAUAUUGAUUCACUUCUCAUUUGCUACAAAGUUAUCCCUAUCCCGCAAACUUAUGGCAUUCAAACAAGCAAUAGCACAUCGAAUUUGGAAACUCAACAGUCAACAGGUGGUCUUUAUCCUGGGCUACAGAAUCUCUCAAAUUCUACACCUGCGAAUCUUGAUGUUUCUGGAGCUUCUAGUUCUGCUUUUACAAUGAAGAACGUUGGAAUACCUCGAGUGAAGGCCAUAGACGGAAUCGAUUUCAAAGUGAAUCCAAUGUUCGUUAAAAGUGACUCAAAUAGUGGCUCUUCUCAACUCCCGGAUCUCUCACAAUUCAUCCAUUUGGAACAAAGUCGAUUAGAUGAUAAGUACAAUUACAGUUUUGCCACGGAGCACGCUGUGCUUUCAUAA
This is a messenger RNA of Caenorhabditis remanei, 840 nucleotides long. RefSeq lists its product as uncharacterized. The transcript has 6 exons. Gene Ontology annotation, cellular component: late endosome; ESCRT I complex. The record is from RefSeq and is a predicted model, not a curated record. Lineage: Eukaryota; Metazoa; Nematoda; Chromadorea; Rhabditida; Rhabditidae. Bases 1 to 840 code for a protein of 279 amino acids. Gene Ontology annotation, biological process: regulation of epidermal growth factor receptor signaling pathway; virus maturation; viral budding.